AUGGUAAUACCAACUGUUACUUUUUGUACAUUUAUACCAAAUGAAGAAUCAAAUAUUGAACAUUUUCAUUCAAUCAAAUCAUCAUUCAAUUAAAGUAAAGUUAUAUUUAUAUAUUAUAGAUAAAUUUGAAUAUAUCUAUAAUUAAUUAUCAUCAUAAGUUCAAAACUAAUUAAAUUAUAAUGAAUUCAAAGAAACUUUAUAAACAAUUAAAAAAAGAACAGGUCCCAUUUAAUAUUGGUCAUAUUCUACUCCUAAUCCAAUCUAUCCUACUGUAAUUGUUGCAUUUCAAAAUAACUUAGCUCCUGGUUUAAUAACAUGGUAGUAUGAGAAUACUAAAUUCAAAAGUUUCAUCAUAAAUGAUUAUAGUUAACCAUCCUUCUUAGAAUUUAUUAUGAAUAAUCCUAAAAGAACUGCUAUGACUAUUAUUGCAGAUGAUUACCCUUUAUUAAAAUAUCAUGGUAAUAGAUUUUAAGAUCUCAUGAGUGUAUUCAAGAUUCCAAUAGCUAUAGAAUUCUCAAGAUAAGUAAGUUAAGGAUUAAUAGAUCCUGAUAAAUGGAUAUCAAUUAAGGAAUUGUCUAAAUUCUAUAUAGAAGGAUUUGAUAUAUCACAUUAAUUAUUCUUAGAAAAUUGGGAAAACAUGGGAAAAAUAUAAGAUGGUAAAGUGAAAUUAAUUGAAAUUGCUAAUGGAAUGAUUGCAUUAAGUUCUAAUGCUAAUACUGAAUUCUUAUAGACUCUCCUAACUCUAGAAUUAAUUUAAAAGACAAUCAAUAAAUUAAAAUUGAAAUAGACUACAUCUUAUUAUUUAAAUUCAUUUUUAUUGUCUUAUAUAAACAAUAAAAAUUUAACAAGAGAUCAAUAUAUAAGAGAAAUUAAAUCGUAUACAGAAGAAUCAAUCAAAUAAAAGAGUAAUGAAAUCCAUAAUUUGUUAAUUUAAAAUGGAUAAGAAGCAUAAGAUCUAUUAAAAAGAGGUAAAGAAUUAUUAGAUGGAGAAAUACUAAGUAUAUAAGCUUAAUUAUUUACUAAAUCAACUACUAAUUCUUAUGCUUAAAUGUUAAAUAAAUUAAAUAAACAAACUAUUUUUGAUUAAUAAUUUUAUAAAGUAUUUUAUCCAUUAAUAGGAUAUGUCUCAUUAUAAAAUCCAGCUUUAGCAAAUAUUUAUAAACAUGUUGGGGUAUAUAUAUAUAUAAUACUAAUUAAAUAAGAUUAAAGCAGGAUCUUCAGCAUAUUACGAGUAAAAAGAGUGUGUUUUAUCACUUGCAUAUUUUUAUGAAUUAAAAAAAAAGAACUCUUUUAAUAAAGUUUCAAUAGCUUUAUUUACAGAAAAUUUAGAUUAUGAAACUGAAUAUGUACCAUUAAUAUCUUAGUUCAAUUAUUUUACAGGGUUAUUGGGAUUAAAUGAAGAUUAUCUAUAAGCUAUUGCUAAUUAGUUGUAAAGUAAGAGUUCUAAUAAAAAAUAAUAAUGA
Molecule: messenger RNA, 1463 nt
Organism: Paramecium pentaurelia
Lineage: Eukaryota; Ciliophora; Oligohymenophorea; Peniculida; Parameciidae
Source: the annotation of a GenBank genome assembly